This is a messenger RNA of Babjeviella inositovora NRRL Y-12698, 336 nucleotides long. RefSeq names its product Med22p (gene MED22). Gene Ontology annotation, biological process: regulation of transcription by RNA polymerase II. Gene Ontology annotation, cellular component: mediator complex. Gene Ontology annotation, molecular function: transcription coregulator activity. The record is from RefSeq and is a predicted model, not a curated record. The coding region runs from base 1 to 336 and encodes 111 amino acids. The transcript is spliced from 3 exons. NCBI's taxonomy places the organism in Eukaryota, Fungi, Ascomycota, Pichiomycetes, Serinales.
AUGCACAAGAAGCCAUUAGCGCUACUAGAGAAGGUGAACGGCAACUCGGCUCUUAUGUUGCAAAAGUUAUUCAGUAUCAUCGAGCUAUCCACAGUUGAAGGGAAGCCAAAAGAAACCUUGGCAGUGGAGAUUUUACAGAUUGAGAGUAACGCUGCCACGAUCAUACGAUUGGCCGAAGAGUUGUUGACAGUGACACGAACCUUAAAGGAAAACUGGAUCCUCGGGCAGUUGAAAUUAGAUGAUGACCAAUACAACGAAUUAGAACGGAACUUGGAUUUGAAGAUGAAUGACUUGAUAGAAAAGGUGAGCAGUGUCGAAAGGACCGUUAUCCGAUAA